Messenger RNA from Cyphellophora europaea CBS 101466, 630 nucleotides. RefSeq lists its product as uncharacterized. Bases 1 to 630 code for a protein of 209 amino acids. Lineage: Eukaryota; Fungi; Ascomycota; Eurotiomycetes; Chaetothyriales; Cyphellophoraceae. The transcript is spliced from 3 exons. The record is from RefSeq and is a predicted model, not a curated record.
AUGCCUAAGCACAAGAAGGCCAAAACCUCGCACCCUGGUGCUGGAUCGCAGACCAGAGGCAACCUUUCACACGCAGAGAUAUGGGAUGAUUCGGCACUGGUCAGAAGCUGGAAUGAAGCUGUUAAGGAGUACGAGUAUUAUCAUUCUCUGGUAGCACAAGGGCUAGAUGUUGAAACAAUUCUCGAUCAAGCGGAGGCAGCCGAAGCCAAUGGCGAAACUCCGGCUCUUGGUCUGGAAGAGGUUGUGACGCACACGACGACAGGCGCCAUUGUCGACGUCCUUCCACCUACGACCAACGAGUCUGACGAGGAGAACGAAGAGGGCGAAGUGCGGGACGAGCCUGAACGGCAGCCUACUGCCCAAGAGCGCCAAGCAGCGCUCAAGCGCGCUGGUUUGACUCUCGACAGCACGACCACCGCAAACUCAGAGCCCGCUACGACGGCGCAAGGGCCUAUGGAGGAUUCAGCGGCCCCGAAAUCCGCUCUUCAUCAGCCAGAGGCUACAGCUAUAGGUCCAGAUCAGACGCUCGAGAACCUCAAAAUGGCCUACUACUGGGCGGGUUAUUAUUCGGGUUUGCACGACGGACAGCGGCAAGCUUCAGCGAGGAUUGGCGAGAGUUCUAUAAGCUGA